Phaeoacremonium minimum UCRPA7 is the source of this 1050-nucleotide messenger RNA. RefSeq names its product putative aldehyde dehydrogenase protein. NCBI's taxonomy places the organism in Eukaryota, Fungi, Ascomycota, Sordariomycetes, Togniniales, Togniniaceae. Gene Ontology annotation, molecular function: aldehyde dehydrogenase (NAD+) activity. The transcript has a single exon. Bases 1 to 1050 code for a protein of 349 amino acids. The record is from RefSeq and is a predicted model, not a curated record.
AUGACACUACGGCAGCCCUUUGGCGUGGUAGCGGCGAUCAUCCCCUGGAAUGUGCCGCUGUUAUUCUUUGCUGGUAAAACAGCGCCGGCGCUCAUCACAGGCAAUACUGUUGUCCUCAAGAGCUCGGAGAAGGCGCCAUUGGCUGCCGCACGAGUUGCCGAGCUUAUUGCGCAGGCUGGCUUCCCUCCCGGCGUCUUUAAUGUUCUCAGCGGACACGGCCUGCCGUCGGGCAACACACUAGCUCGGCAUAUGGACGUGCGAGUUUUGACAUUCACGGGAUCGAGUCGGACUGGCCGUCUUAUUCAGGAACAGGCUGCAAAGACGAACUUGAAAAAGGUCAUCCUCGAGCUUGGUGGAAAGUCCCCAGUGAUCAUUUUUAAUGACGCCAAUAUUGAGAAAGCGGUCAAGCAGACGACUCAUAGCAUACAGUGGAACAGUGGUCAAGUUUGCAUGGCGACCUCGCGAGUGUAUGUUGAGAAAAGCAUUGCGCCCGCAUUCAUCGAAGCCUUCAAGAAGGCAUUUGCUAGUGUGAAAGCAGGCGACCCGACUAUCAAAGGCAUCAACCACGGACCUCAGGCAGAUGAGGUGCAGUACAAAUCCGUCAUGGCGUACAUCGAGGAAGGCAAGAAUUCAGGAAAACUGGCCCUCGGAGGCCAGGGCAACUUGGAGAAGAUGAAUGGGUACUUUGUCGAGCCUACUGUGUUCACAGACACGCCCGAGGAGGCACGCAUCAUGAAAGAGGAGAUUUUCGGCCCAGUAGCGAAUAUCAACACUUUUGAGAGCGAAGACGAAGCAAUUCAAAAGGCGAAUAAUACCGAGUUCGGCCUUUAUGCGGCAGUCUAUACUAGGAACAUUGACCGAGCCUUGAGGGUUGCGAAGGCCCUUGAGAGCGGCUAUGUAGGGAUUAAUUGCACAAGUCCCAGCACUGCCAAGGAUCUCCCCUUCGGUGGUUAUAAAUCAUCGGGGCAAGGCAGAGAAGGGUGGCUGGAGAGCAUGAACAACUUCUUGGAGACUAAGAGUGUGAUCAUAGAGCUGGAGUCCAAGUUAUGA